Drosophila obscura is the source of this 920-nucleotide messenger RNA. RefSeq names its product ER lumen protein-retaining receptor-like. Bases 116 to 754 code for a protein of 212 amino acids. Lineage: Eukaryota; Metazoa; Arthropoda; Insecta; Diptera; Drosophilidae. Gene Ontology annotation, cellular component: membrane; endoplasmic reticulum; cis-Golgi network. The transcript has a single exon. Gene Ontology annotation, molecular function: ER lumen protein retrieval receptor activity. Gene Ontology annotation, biological process: endoplasmic reticulum to Golgi vesicle-mediated transport; protein retention in ER lumen. The record is from RefSeq and is a predicted model, not a curated record.
UUUGCUUAGCUCGUCUCUACAGUUGAUAUUCCUCUCACUAUUCAAAAUACGUAAAACUACUGAGCAGCAAACGUAAAAGUACUAAACAAAUAAAUUCCCAUAAUCCCGAUUCACGAUGAAUAUAUUUCGUUUGGUCGCUGAUUUGGCACACGUUGUAGCCAUUUUAAUACUGUUGCAUAAAAUAUGGAAAUCUCGUUCGUGUGCGGGCAUAUCUGGCAAGUCGCAGAUACUGUUUGCCAUCGUCUACUUUAUGCGCUAUUUGGAUAUCCUAACCACAUACGUGAGCCUCUAUAAUUCGAUCAUGAAAUUGCUGUUCUUGAUUGCUUCGGGAGCUACGCUGUAUUUGAUUUAUCGCAAGUUUAAGGCCACAUACGAUCACAAUCAUGACUCGUUCCGCAUUGGAUAUCUGCUGGUGCCCUGUGCCCUGCUUUCGCUUUUCUUCAAUCACGAACUUGCCGUACUGGAGGUGCUGUGGACAUUUUCAAUUUACCUGGAAUCGGUGGCCAUUUUGCCGCAACUAUUUAUGGUGGCCAAAACGGGCGAAGCUGAAUCCAUAACGAGCCAUUAUCUAUUUGCUCUGGGCUCGUAUCGUGCGCUGUAUGUAUGCAAUUGGAUUUAUCGCUUCAUCGCCGAGUCGCAUUUCGAUUUAAUUGCCAUCAUCUCUGGCAUUGUUCAAACCAUUCUAUACUGCGAUUUUUUCUAUCUGUACAUCACCAAAGUACUGCAGAGCAGACAACUAAAACUGCCCACAUAAUUGAAAGACUUUUACAAUGAUUACAAAACACACAAUAAACAAACAAACAAAACAAUUCAAGGAAGUUGGGGAGCGCAGGAAAGGCUGAGGCUGUGGCAUGGACUGGGCAAUUUUUCGGAUUUUAUUGAUAUAUAAAAAAUCAUUAAAUUCAUUGUAAUGAAAUUAA